This is a messenger RNA of Neoarius graeffei (lesser salmon catfish), 567 nucleotides long. RefSeq names its product interferon phi 3 (gene ifnphi3). Gene Ontology annotation, molecular function: cytokine receptor binding. Gene Ontology annotation, cellular component: extracellular region. Gene Ontology annotation, biological process: defense response. The record is from RefSeq and is a predicted model, not a curated record. Lineage: Eukaryota; Metazoa; Chordata; Actinopteri; Siluriformes; Ariidae. Bases 1 to 567 code for a protein of 188 amino acids. The transcript is spliced from 5 exons.
AUGGCAGCUCUUCAUGCUUUCACCUGGCUGUGCACUGUGAUCUUCUGCAUGGCUCAGGUUUGCUCCAUGCCCACACCAUGCAGGCUUCAGAAAAGAAUAAUGAACACCUGCUACGACAUCCUGGAUAAAAUGGGGGGUAGAUUUCCUCUGCACUGCCUUGAAAGCACUGCUCCUGUCCCGUUUCCCGAGGCCGCGUUCGAGUACAGCACAUCCCAGCAGACUGUUUCCCUGGAAAAGACUAUCUACCUAACGCUGACCAACAUCUCCUCCUUGUUUGAUGAAGACAGUAUUCCUGAUCAGUGGAAGAAUGUCGAGAACUUUCAGAACAUCAUCUACCGCCAGAUUGAGGAGAACCAAUGUAUUAUGAGCAAAACUCAAGACUCACAGGAGGACUUUCUCAGGCGUGAAAAGGCGGUCAUAGAGUAUUUUGACAAAAUAUUGGCGGUUUUGAAAGAAAAGAAUUACCAGCUUUGUGGUUGGGAAUUUGUCCGAAAGGAAGUCCUCAUCACCCUGAAGUUCAUCCUGAAUAAAGACUUGAAGGACGUUCUCUUCUCCAGCCAGGGCUGA